AUGUCUGAUCAAGACAUUAUCACAAAUAAAUAUAGUGAAUUGCGAAGCAUCUAUAAAUACUACAUUGAUUCAUAUAUUGCUUUGUACCAGCUAAAAACGGAAAAUGAAGAAGAAUUAUACUCAAUUUACAAAAUGAUCAAAACAGACAUGAUUGAUUCAAUGAAACACUCUCCAUACAGUAUUAUAAGGUCUAUUCUAAAGGUAAUUCCAUAUAAUAAUCGCUAUGAAAAGUCAUAUUUAUAUCUGGCCAAACUCAUAACCGAUGAUUAUCAUGUGGAAGAGGUUAACAGUCUGGAAUUUUAUAUAGAAUAUGGAAUUGAAUUCUAUAAUGAUGGUUAUUUCCGAGAGAUUAGCUCAGAAAAUCUCGAUAUUCUUUCAGAAAAUACAAUUUACAGAGCCAUUAUGUAUGAUGACAAAGAAGUAUUCAUUUCAUUCAUAGAAAAAGAAGAAUUCAAUGAAGAUCAAAAACUUAAUAGUAGUCUAUAUCCAUAUUCUCCCCAUGAAUAUUCAUUACUUGAAUUAUGUUGUUACCAUGGAGCAAUUGAUUGUUUCAAAUUAUUAAGAACAAAAUUUAACUCAGAAAUUACUCAAACAUGUCUUCAAUUUUCAUUUUUAGGAAGAAAUCAAGAGAUCAUGAGCGAAUGUUUGAAAUAUCGCAAACCAGACGAAGAAUGCAUGACAUAUGCAAUUAUUUCACACAACAUUGAUUUUGUUACAUUCUUAAUGUAUGAGUACUUUUUGGAUAUCAAUUUACAUAAUUGCGUAGAAUAUAAUAAUCUUGACUCAAUCUUAGUUUAUUUUGACCAAUCUAAUGAUUUUAACAGUUGCCUGAUUUAUUCAGCGAUGAUUAAUAUUCCAUCCCUAUGUGAAUAUUUUCUUUCACUUGGUGCAAAUAUCAAUGAAAAAGAUUCAAAUGAACUGACCGCUCUUCAUUACGCCGCACGAUAUAAUUUUAAAGAAUCAGCAAAACUUCUUAUUUCACAUGGUGCAAAUGUCAAUGACAAAAAUCAAUCUGGAGACACUGCCCUUCAUUAUGCAGCUUAUCAUAAUAGUAAAGAAAUUGCAGAACUUCUUAUUUCACAUGGUGCGAAUAUCAAUGACAAAAAUCAAUCUGGAGACACUGCCCUUCAUUAUGCAGCUUAUCAUAAUAGUAAAGAAAUUGCAGAACUUCUUAUUUCACAUGGCGCAAAAAUCAAUGAAAAGGAUAAUGAUGGAAACACAGCUCUUCAUAUUGCGGCAUUUCGUAAUAGUAAAGAAACUGCCGAACUUCUUAUUUCACAUGGUGCAAAUAUCAAUGACAAAGGUCAAGAUGGAUUCACUGCUCUUCAUUUUUCAGCUUAUAAUAAUUCUACAGAGAUUGCUGAACUUCUUAUUUCACAUGGCGCAAAUAUAAAUGAAAAAAAUCAAAAUGGAUUCACAGCUUUUCAUUAUGCUGCUAUUCUUUAUCAUACCGAAAUCGCCGAACUUCUUCUUUUACAUGGAGCAAAUAUCAAUGAAAAAAUAAAUAAAUAUGGAUGCACCGCUCUUCAUAUUGUAGCAGAUUAUAAUAGUCAUAAAGUAGCCGAAAAUCUAAUUUCACUUCGCCAAAAUAUCAAUAAAACAGAUAAAGAAAGAGACGCUCUUCAUUAUGAAUUAGAAAAUUCUCGUAAAGAUAUAGUCGAAUUUCUUCUUUUACAUGGUGCAAAUGCCAAUGAAAAAGAUGGGACUGGAAAAACAGCUCUUCAUGUCGCAGUAAAAUAUAAUGAAAAAGAAACAGUUGAACUUCUUCUUUCACAUGGUGCCAAUAUCAAUGAAAAAGAUGGAGCCGGAAAAACAGCUAUUCAAUAUGCAGAAGAUAAAAAUAAUAAAGAAAUAGUUGAACUUCUUAUUUCACACGGUACAAAUAAUAACUUUCCGACGUAA
This is a messenger RNA of Trichomonas vaginalis G3, 1902 nucleotides long. RefSeq names its product ankyrin repeat and SOCS box-containing protein 4 family. The record is from RefSeq and is a predicted model, not a curated record. The coding region runs from base 1 to 1902 and encodes 633 amino acids. The transcript has a single exon. Lineage: Eukaryota; Parabasalia; Trichomonadida; Trichomonadidae. Gene Ontology annotation, molecular function: protein binding.